AUGCUCUUGAAAAUAAAUCAGGAGGGCCAAAUGAAAUUUCAGAUCAGCAAAUAAAGGGGUAAUAUUGAAAUUCUAAAGGAAGGGGAAGUGGCCACAGCACUGAUAAUUCCAAACUUUGGGAAUUAUUUAAAAGCACACAGGACCUUAUUGGUAGGUAGGUUAGUUUUAAGUGAAAACAAAGGAAAAAUGAAAGGAUCAAAAAUUGAUAUCAAUUGGAUAGCUAGGAAAGGUAGUAACAUUCUAUCGGAGAAAGAAAAUAUUCAAUAUGCCACUAGUAUUAAAUUGUUUGAUGACGGAGAACUCAGAUCCAUAUGA
Messenger RNA from Paramecium tetraurelia, 315 nucleotides. RefSeq lists its product as uncharacterized. The record is from RefSeq and is a predicted model, not a curated record. The transcript is spliced from 2 exons. NCBI's taxonomy places the organism in Eukaryota, Ciliophora, Oligohymenophorea, Peniculida, Parameciidae.